AAUGAAAGCUAGCAGGCAGACCACGAGCACGGAGAGAACUUCAGAACCACCGUGGUGACAACACAGCUAGCAGAAGCACAAUUCGGUUGAGCAGUCCCGUCCGUCUGACGAGGAAAGCAAACUCACAGCCACAAGGACGGAAUUCAAAUAACGCCUCAACGUGAGAAAGGACAGAAGAAGUGCUCUCAAUCACUGAACGCUGCGUACUCAAGGACGACUUCCUAUACGGAGACGAAGUCCAGAAUCUUGUACCGCGGCGAUGUGUGGUAUUCGCGCAGUAACGCUGCUGCUUACCUUGGUGGGAGCGGUGGCACUGGUGGCGGCGGCGCCUGGAACCUGUCGCGUCCUGCUGAUCUUCCAGAUGGGCGCGCGCAGCCACUGGACCCUAGGGAGGGCGCUGGCGGCGGGUCUAGCUGCCCGCGGCCAUCACGUCACAGCCGUCACGCCCUUCUCGGAGCAAGGCUCAUCGGAUAAUUGGACACACGUGCCGGUACCCAACACUAUGCAUCUCUUUGGAGAUACCAACAUGUUCUCACUCGGUGAACGUGGCGCAUUUGGACUGAUCAUGACUCUCUUCCGUUUCGGAGUGAGUUCGUGUGAAAUUUUCCUCUAGACAGAGAGCGUCCGGCGACUGUUCCUCGCCGAGCACAAGUUCGACGUCAUGAUCAUCGAAGAGUUCUUCAGCGAGUGCUUCCUGCCGCUGGCUCACAGGCUGCGGAUCCCCGUCAUCGGUGUGGCGACAAUAUCGCCGACCUCUUGGAUGGCGGAUAUCGUCGGCAGCCCCAGUCCGUACGCUUAUGUUCCGGACACAUUCCUCUGGUACACGGACAGGAUGUCCUUCUUGCAGCGACUCCACAACGCGGCGUUUGCGACUCUGUCUAAAGUCGCUCGCGAGAUGUAUUACAAACCGAGAUUGGAAGCCGUUUUGCGGCAGUACCUGAACAGCACGGCGCUGCCAAGCGUGUCGGACAUGGAGAAGAACACCUCCGUCCUACUUUCAAACACUCAUGUGAGCAUGUUUUUCCCGCGUCCCCUGUCGCCUAAUUACAUUGAAAUCGGAGGGGUGCACAUAAGGCCUCCGCAAAAGCUUCCACAGUAUUUUCAGAAGCUCCUGGAUGAUGCCAAGAAUGGAGUAAUACUUUUCAGCCUUGGAUCUAAUCUUCGCAGCUCUGACAUGCCUGAAGCUAAAACAAAAGCAUUUUUCGAGACAUUUUCUAAAAUGAAACAAAUUAUUCUCUGGAAGUGGGAAACAGAUGAUCUGGAAGGAAAACCAGAAAAUGUAAAAACUGAAAAAUGGCUGCCGCAGUCAGAUAUAAUGGCUCACGAUAACGUGCGGCUGUUCAUCACGCACGGCGGCUUGUUGAGCAUGACAGAGGCCGUGCACCACGGGGUACCGCUGGUGGUGGUGCCGUUCUUUGGAGACCAGCACUUCAACGCCCGGCAAGCCGAGCGCCUCGGCUACGCCGUCAGGCUUGACUUCAGUAACAUCACAGCGGAUUCACUCACCUGGGCACUUACAGAAGUGCUUAACAGCCCUAGCUACCGCAUAAGGGCCCGUGAGGUGUCUCGUAUCUUCCACGAUCGUCCUCGCGCGCCGCUGGAAGAGGCCGUUUGGUGGACGGAGUACGUUGUCAGGCACCGCGGAGCGACCGCCCUGCGCUCUGCCGGCCAGGACCUCUGCUGGUACCAGAUAAUGCUGCUAGAUGUAGUCGCUGCCGCGCUGGCCGCGCUCUGCCUACCGUCGUUGGCAAUCUGGGCUGGUUUCAAAGCAUUGUCUGCAAAACGUGUAGUGAGUGACGUGAAAAAGAAUGAGUAACGGCUGCAGCAGUGUUGUAUUUGUAAUUUACACGACAAAACCUUUUCACAGGCUUGUAUGGUCGGCCUUGAACCCAAAUGCUUAAGCAGCCUGAACGUGAAGUGCCGACACAGUCCUAAUUCCGUAAAUGUAGUUCAAGAAAUAUGAGGACCUCCGUCGGAAACUUCGUCACCCUUGUCAUGGGAUUAAGAUAUGUUGAGAUAUCCAACCUUAUCCACAAUAUAUAUCUGGAAGAAACUCUUUGCCUACAGUAAAUGAAGUUAUUGUUAGCAAUGUACAGCAAUAGAAAGCAACUGUUGGAUGCUGAGGCAGCCUUCCCUAAGGUCUAAAAACAUUUUAAAAUGAUUCU
Schistocerca piceifrons (Central American locust) is the source of this 2165-nucleotide messenger RNA. RefSeq names its product UDP-glycosyltransferase UGT5-like. NCBI's taxonomy places the organism in Eukaryota, Metazoa, Arthropoda, Insecta, Orthoptera, Acrididae. The coding region runs from base 662 to 1816 and encodes 384 amino acids. Gene Ontology annotation, molecular function: UDP-glycosyltransferase activity. The transcript has 7 exons. The record is from RefSeq and is a predicted model, not a curated record.